UCCAGUCGAUAUAAAAAUGUUCAACUGUUGUCAUAGAAAAAUAGAUAGAAAUGAAAGCCAUGGGGAAAUGCGAAGGCGCACGGGAAAAUUAUCGCAACCGGUGAAAAACACAGAUUUAAGCGUUGUUCCUGUUAUUCCAAAAACGCCCGAGUAAGUAGAGGAAAAUUAAAAAAAAAAUACAAAACUAUUUUUUUAGAGAAAAAGAUGCCAUCAGGAAGGCCAUACAAGAGAAUGAGUUUUUGUCAGAUGUUCUGCAAGGAAAUCGGUUGAAUAGUGUGGUGGAUACGAUGUACUUAAGAGAAACAAAUGAAGAUGAGGAUAUAGUUAGAGAAGGGGAGUUUGGAAAUCAGCUUUAUAUUUCGUAUGAGGGGAAAUAUUCGAUAUUUAAGGAUAAUCAAAAAAUUGUCACUUUUAAUGAUAUAAGGGUGUUCGGCGAACUAUCACUGCUGUACAACGCCAAACGAUUGGCUUCUAUCCGCUCGAUAUCGAACGGAAAGCUAUGGGUCCUGGACUGCAUCGUGUUCAAGGCGCUCAUCGUCAAAACAGCGCUGGAAGAGCAAACGGAGAUGAUAGAGUUCCUGCAGAAAGUCCCGAAGCUCAACGCGGUCAGCGUGGAGCUGCUGAUGCGGGUGGCGAAUCUAUUCCAGGUGGAGUUUUUCCAGAGCGACUUUGAUAUAGUAACGGAAGGGGAAAAUGCCGACAAGUUCUACGUGAUCAGAGCGGGCGAGGUGGAGGUCAGCAAGAGCGCGGAGAAGCUGGACGUGGUGCUGGGCAAAGGGAAAUUUUUCGGCGAGCUGGCCAUACUGAAGGAGGACGUUCGGCAAGCCACGAUAACCGCAAAAAGCCCCGGAGUGGAAUGCCUGACGCUGUCCAGCAAGCAAUUCAUGGACCACUUCGGGGACCUGGAGGAGUUCAUCAACAUCAAACUAUCCAACGAGUACACCCCUGUGCAGGAGAUCAGGGAGUUCAACGAAAUCGAGAUAUCCGACUUGACCCUCGUAACCACCCUGGGCGCGGGCGGUUACGGCAGGGUGGAGCUGGUGCGGCACAAAAAAGACGCUAAUCAAGUUUUCGCCUUGAAGUACAUCAAGAAGGAGAAGGCCGUCAGCAUAGCCGCCCAAGAUCACAUCAAGAACGAGAAAGAGCUGCAGAUGAGUUGCAAUUCCAAAUUUAUCGUUAGAUUGUAUAGAACUUACAAGGACCCAAAGUACGUGUACUUCUUGUUGGAGUGCUGUUUGGGGGGAGACAUGUUCAAUUUGAUGCGCAAAAAAUUUCCCAAAGGCUUUGCAGAAACCGCGUCUAAAUUCUACGCCGCUUGUGUGCUGGAGGGUCUCGCGUACCUCCACGAAAGAGGCAUCGCGUACCGAGACUUGAAACCGGAAAAUAUCGUGGUGUCAAGUAAUGGCUACAUAAAAUUGACGGACUUCGGCUUCGCCAAACUCAUGGACAGCAAAGAUAAGGCGUUCACUUUUGUGGGUACUCCGGAGUACAUAGCGCCGGAAAUCAUCAAAAACGAAGGGCACAACAUAGAGGUUGACUAUUGGGCUUACGGUAUUUUUAUCUACGAGCUGUUCACCAGCAGGACUCCGUUUAGAAGCAGGGACCCGAGCAACUUGAAGACCUACAGGAUGAUCUUGCAGGGCAUAGAUCACGUGGCAUUCCCGAACACCAUCCCAAGCAAGGCAAAGCAGAUUAUUAAACAGCUGUGCAGACCCAAAGGCUUCGAACGACUGGGGUGCCAGAAAAACGGCAUCAAGGACAUAAAAAGUCACCACUGGUUCGGGAAUUUUCACUGGGGAGCUCUCAGCGAGAGGAAACUGCUGCCCCCCUUCAAACCUGAUCUGAAGAGCAACACCGACACGAGAUGCUUCCAGAAGUUCCGAGGCGACACCAGCGUGCCGCAAGACGAGUUUUCCGAUUGGGACAAGGAUUUUUAAAACGAACAUAUUUAAGAUAUAAAUGUAUUUAAUAAACGAUCUACUACAAACUAUUUAUGUGUAUUUGUUAAGCGAACUUAUCGUCCCAUCCAGAAAAUUCUUCUGGAACGAUUUCGGUGUCUUUCUUGAAGGUUUCGAAUCUGCUUGUGUCUGUACUACCCGACAGUUUUGGCUUGAAUGAUGAGGGCAUUUCACCGCUCUUUAGUUGGGCCCAUUCAAAACCGUUGUACCUAAAAAUGAUCAGAUCA
Molecule: messenger RNA, 2185 nt
Organism: Brassicogethes aeneus
Lineage: Eukaryota; Metazoa; Arthropoda; Insecta; Coleoptera; Nitidulidae
Source: the annotation of a GenBank genome assembly